CGACCGUACUGAGAAGUGUACAGAACGAAAAGAAAAAUUAAAAGAAAAAUGAACUUUGAUUUUUGUUAUAUUUCAAUCUGUUUUUCAACUUGAUCUUCAUGAUGAAAAUAUAGCCAUUGAAAACUGUUUCCUCCUAAAAUUCUGGUGAUUCCUACUGUCAUGUACUGCCAGGUGUUUCUUACCAGGUGUUCCUUUGAUCCUGUGGGUGUCUCCCUCUACUAGGUCUGUAGAGAUGGUUUCUGUGAGAUUGGGGAUACGAGGGAUCAAAUAUAAAAAACUGAUCCUGGUUAUUGGAACAGUUUUGAUCCUUGUGUUAAUCGUGGGAUCAUAUUUUAAACACCAGAACAACAAACUUCAAAAAUUUAUCCCCAAGAGAUACGAAGAGGAUGGCUUGUAUGAUUUCCGUCAACUACCAAACAUUCCAACUGCAAAUGGGGAAUACCAUUUAGAGGCUGAAAAUGAUGAAGAGGCUCAAAGGUUGAAGACACAAGUGCGGGUACUUUGUAUGAUAAUCACAAACGCUGCAAACUUACCACGUAAAGCCAUGGCAGUAAAAGACACAUGGGCAAAAAGAUGCAAUAAAUAUGUAUUUAUAACUGAUGAAGAGGAUAAAAAAUUUGGCACUGUUGGUGUACAUGCAGAAGGAAGAGACCAUUUAACAGCAAAAACUAUUGCGGGAUUUAAAUAUGUGUAUGAGAACUAUCGAAAUGAUUAUGAUUGGUUCUUUAAGACAGAUGACGAUACUUAUGUUAUUGUUGAAAAUCUUCGCUACCUGUUAUCUCAUUACCACUCUACUCAAUCUGUAUACAUCGGACACCAUUUUGACAAUGUGGAAAUCGCAAACAAGGCGGGAUAUAUGAGUGGAGGAGGUGGAUAUGCUUUGAGUAAAGCUGCCCUGGAGCAGUUUGUAACAGUAGGAGUUAAUGAAAGUCAUCCCCUUGCCCUGUGUCGUCGUGAUUAUGGAGCAGAAGAUGCUGCCAUAGGUCGCUGUAUGAAUAAACUGGGUAUUAAACCAGCGUUCUCUUUGGAUGUACACAAACGUGAAACAUUUCACCCAUUUAAUGUGUUCACUCAUCUCACUGGUGACUUUCCCUCUUGGUACAACAAAUAUAAACAAAACCCAGUCAAGGGCAGGGACAGCCUUAGUGAUUACAGCAUAACAUUCCAUUAUGUCGACCCCAUCAUGAUGUACACUAUGGACCACCUUAUAUACCAUCUACACACGUAUGGCAUAGUUAAAGGAAAACCACCAAAAAAAGUUUUUAAAAUUGAACAGACGUGA
This is a messenger RNA of Owenia fusiformis, 1282 nucleotides long. The record is from the annotation of a GenBank genome assembly. NCBI's taxonomy places the organism in Eukaryota, Metazoa, Annelida, Polychaeta, Sabellida, Oweniidae.